GAGUGCGCGGGCCCACAGGAGGCAUCAACACUUGGAGGAGACGGAGGUAUUUUUAGCAACCGGUGGAGAGGCCAACAGCAGCCCGCCAGGAGGCCAGCAGCCGGUUAGCUAGCGGGCGGAGGGAUAAUUUACCGGGAGUCUAACGUUAGCAUUCCGGGAGUGUGUGUUGCAGGGUGAAUCAGGAUGGUGGACCAGCCUCUGUGGGAGCAGAUAGGAUCCAGCUUCGUGCAGCACUACUACCAGAUGUUUGACUCUGACAGAUCACAACUCGGAUCCAUAUAUAUCGAUGCAUCAUGCCUUACGUGGGAAGGACAGCAGUUCCAGGGAAAAAGGGCAAUCGUCGAGAAGCUCACUAGUCUCCCCUUCACAAAAAUAGCGCAUAGUAUAACAGCGCAGGACCACCAGCCGACCCCAGACAGCUGCAUCUUGAGUAUGGUUGUAGGACAGCUAAAAGCAGAUGAAGACCCCAUCAUGGGUUUCCACCAGAGUUUCAUCCUGAAGAACAUUAACGAUGCGUGGGUGUGCACCAAUGACAUGUUCAGGCUGGCCAUUCACAACUUUGGUUAAGCCGCCUCUGUGCUGUGGCGGGCGGGGGCGGCCAUAGUGAAGGGCACUGUGCGAUGAAGUCUGGAGGGAGGGGAGGGAGGGAGGAUGGAGAGGAGAGAGAGCGAGAGAGCGAGAGAGAGAGAGAGAGAGAGAGAGAGAGAGAGAGCACUCGUCCCUCCCUCCUGCCUGUUUGACAAACACCGGAUUCUAGAUGUCAAUCACUGAACCUCAUCCAGGUGGGUUUCAGACCAGCCCAGCCAGUAGAACUGCGACGUGUUUCUUUGCUGAGAGCCGGCCGACCAAUCAGACGCCCCUGUCUGCCUACUCUGCUGAUCUGCAUGACGCUGGGAGCCCCUCAUUUCAAUAUCUACACUCAAGCCACCAGAAGGACAAAUAGCUGACCGACGCCAUUAACUCCGCUCCGCUCUCCACUCGUCUCGACUCCGAUCUGACCCGUUCUGCUCUUCUGUCGACUCCACUGCUGUCAACUCGGUCCUGUUAGCGCUGCUGUUGACUGGUUCGUAGAUCCAUGUUCAGGUUCACAGUCAGCCUCUUCAGCUCUGGCUCUCUUGUGUUUUGUAAUUUGUUUUUAGAUACCACUCGUGUGUUUACUUUAGCCUGCCUUAGUGUGUUAAAACUGAGUUCUACCUUCCUUCCACACAAUUGUUAACUCUCGUCAUGAUUCAUAUUCUUUCAUGCCAGGUUUUGCUCUUGCAAACCAAAGAAUUUUUCUGCUCUGAUCCCACAUUUUUUCCCUCCCUCUCUGUCUCUUCUUUCACACACAUGUCUGGCAGUUAACAUGGACUACAGCCACGAUACACAAUAAAACCUGGACUUUUUUCUUAA
Amphiprion ocellaris (clown anemonefish) is the source of this 1392-nucleotide messenger RNA. It is a transcript of the gene nutf2, whose product is annotated as nuclear transport factor 2. Gene Ontology annotation, cellular component: nuclear pore central transport channel. The transcript is spliced from 5 exons. Gene Ontology annotation, biological process: protein import into nucleus. The coding region runs from base 184 to 567 and encodes 127 amino acids. The record is from RefSeq and is a predicted model, not a curated record. NCBI's taxonomy places the organism in Eukaryota, Metazoa, Chordata, Actinopteri, Pomacentridae.